Lymnaea stagnalis (great pond snail) is the source of this 2275-nucleotide messenger RNA. Lineage: Eukaryota; Metazoa; Mollusca; Gastropoda; Lymnaeidae. The record is from the annotation of a GenBank genome assembly.
AAGCAAUUUUACUUUAGUUGUAGACGCCAUUGAGAUGUCAAAAAAUAAGUGGCAAGCCAAAUACAUUUGGAAUAAUGUAAGCUGUGUGGAUACAAAUAAAUACACCUGUGUUACCUCGAAUGUGUAUUACGAGGUGUCAAUGGAGCAGUCAAUCAGACUUUUUGUCAAAUGUAAGGCAUCACUUUUUUCUAGGUCCAUUGUGUAUAAUCCUAUAAUAAUAUACAUUGAAAAAUGCUAUUCUUUUAUUAGCUGGUGCACUGUUAAAUGUUUACAUCCAUAACGUUUAGUUUUUGUCCAAUAUUGUCAAAAUUCACUUUAAUUCCAAAAGAGAUUUUAUUUAAUUUUUUUUUAUUUUGGCUCGUGCUCAUAACAAAAUAAUAAAUUACAAGUUAAAACAUCUUGAAAAUGCAAUGUUUUUUUAGUACAGAAUAGUGAGAAAACAUAGUUAUUAUUAUUGUACAAUUUUUUUAAAAAUAAUAAUAAUACAAUAAUAUGUUUAUAACUGUUUUUAUUUUUUCAAAUUGAAAACAUGACAUAUUUAGCAUUUAAAUGAAAGUAGCGUGAAAAUUACUUUAAUUUACUAUGAUAAUACUGAUUAAAUUUUUUUUCUCUAGGCUCUAUUCAAGUGUUAAAUGACAGCCUGCAGGGGGAAGAAAUUCAGACUGAAAUAGGAGGAAACGCAGUUAUUUCCCUGGAGGUAUUAGGUCAUCCAAAGCCAGCAAAAUUUGAGCUCUUUAAAGGAAUAAAAAUGUCUGCUGUGGACAUUAACAUGUUCAACGUGACAUUCACAGAAAGUGUUAGCCCCUACGGCAACAUAACCUUGACAUUGCAAAAUUUGCAAAAUGAUGAUCUGACGUUUUACACUUUAAUUGUUUACAACGGAAUAGGAAACCCAUUGAAAUAUAGAUUUAUAUUGAUGAAAGGUAAAGUAUGUUUUUUGGAUCUAUUUAUUAAGAGUAAAAGUAAUUAUAGUUAAUAUAUUUAUAAGUCUAUCUUUAUGACUGCCAGUGACUUUCUCUGUAGUCUGCUAUAUGGAUUUGUAAAUUUAGACCUGACUUUGAAAGCAAAAAAAACAACUAAAUUAUUUAUAUACAAACUUAAUGCAGGCCAACAUUAAAAAAAAAAAAAAAAGUUCCUAUGCCACUACAAGCAGGGGGCGAAAUCUUCUCCAUCCGAUUGUAAUCGUUCACCUUUUAAAAGUAGUUUUCAUCCAGGAAAACAGGGGCGUCUAACCUCAAUCUUCAAAUGGUGGAAGUAAAACUCCCCAGAAAUUUGACUUGUUCUUUUCUCUGUGUGCUUCUAAUGUUUUUUAAAAUUGUGAAUUAACUUAAUGUAUUUUUUUUAAUGUCCUGAAUAUAGUACAUUUUUUUAUCAUGUUUCAUGGAAAGUGACAAAAUUUAUUAUUAUUAUUAAAAUGACCAAAAAUUUAAAAAAAUUCUUAAAUAUAAAUUGAAUAAUUAGAUACAUUUUAAAUUAUACCACAAUCCUAUACAAAUUUUAUAAAACUCCAUAUGUUGUAUAAAACUAAACGGAAUCUAAAUUUAAAGGAAAAACGCAGCAUCCUUGAUAUUUUCUGUCGUUCAAAGCUAGAUUUUUUAAUUUUUUUUUUUGGCAUCGAUAUUUAUUUUAAUGAUUAAGGAUAAGUCAAUGUUGUUGUUUUUUUUGUUUUUUUUAAUCUUAAUUAUUUUAUUAGAAAUUGUAUCAGAAAAUUUGAUGGAAAGAAAUUUCGUCGCAGGUAAAAUGAUCGACGAUAAUUUGAUAGAAAGAAAAUUUGAUCGAUUAUUUUUUUUUUCAUCUUUUACGUUAAACUUUUUUCUUCAUAUUUAUUUUUUAACGCAUUAUGAAGUUUACUGUAUAGUCCAUUAAAAAAGAAAUUUGACGAAAAUGUUAACAUGUGAACAAGAAAAAGAUUCGACUAAAUAUUCGUUCGAUCAAAUUUCUGUCGAUUAAUUUAACGUCGACGAAAUUUGUUUUGAUCAAAUUUCCGUAAACCAUUAGAAAUGGUGGUAUUGAAGGGCCCCUUAUGUAAAUGGGAAAAUAAAAAGCUAAAUUUUUGCUUCCUAUUUCAACAUAGGAAAACACUUGUUUUAUUAACUACCACAUGUCUAUAGUUACUAAUUGAUAAUCUUCAUUAUUAUUAUUUUAAUUUUAAAAUCCUUUCACAUGUAAGCAAGAGAAGAGGUCGCCUCAACAACUCCUGCAAUAAUUGGAGGGGUUCUAGGCGGAGUUAUCUUUGUCAUUUUAAUUUGCAUUGGUGUCUUCAUAUGCAGAAAAA